Messenger RNA from Hypomesus transpacificus, 1485 nucleotides. RefSeq names its product tRNA selenocysteine 1-associated protein 1-like. NCBI's taxonomy places the organism in Eukaryota, Metazoa, Chordata, Actinopteri, Osmeriformes, Osmeridae. Gene Ontology annotation, cellular component: nucleus. The transcript is spliced from 7 exons. The record is from RefSeq and is a predicted model, not a curated record. Gene Ontology annotation, biological process: selenocysteine incorporation. Gene Ontology annotation, molecular function: tRNA binding. Bases 142 to 789 code for a protein of 215 amino acids.
AGUAAGAAGACAGAUGAAAAAGAAGACAUUUAAAAAAAAAGCUAGUGGUGUUUUGUGGAAAUUAUUUAGGUUUCCUGCUAGCUAGACGUUUGAUUAAAACGUUCACCAAACAGUAUAACGUGCAUUUAAUUUUCUAUCAAAAUGAGUUGCUUGUGGAUGGGCAAUUUGGAGCCCUACAUGGAUGAAAAGUUCAUUUCUCGAGCAUUCGCCACCAUGGGAGAACUAGUGGUUGGAGUGAGAAUUAUUCGAAACAAGAUGAACUGGGGUGCAGCGGGUUAUUGUUUUGUAGAGCUGGCAGACGAAGCAACGGCAGAGCGGUGCCUGAGGAAAGUCAACGGAAAACCUCUACCUGGAGCAACUCCGGUACGAUUCCCCACACCUGCCCAACCACCCAGCACAGUAUCAGUUUGCGAACCUAAAAGGUUCAAGCUUAACCGUGCCACUUAUGGGAAACAGGGAGAGACCAGGGGUGGCUAUAUGGACAACAAGUACGACCAACAGUACUCUUACAACAACAACCAAUACUAUCAAGAUUACUCGAACUACUACUCAAACUGGGGUUAUGACCAGAACACGGGCGACUACAGCGGCUACAACUAUAACCAGUACGACUAUAGCAACCAGACGUACGAGGAGAUGGAAGAAUACGGACUGGAGGACCCCAUGGCAGAGCUAGACGUAAUCGAGGCCAACAGGCAGUUCAUAGAGGAGAGCGAAGAACUAUACGAAGCCAUCAUAGACUGCCACUGGCCCACCCUGGGGUCCCCUACAGCCACCAAGCCACAGUAGAGCACCACCCUCUCCGACCGUGUCGGACCACCUGCCUCCGUCUCUGUGUGGAUUGUUAGGAUGAGCCCAGGGUGAAGGCCUGUGUCAUGCUGAGGACUGCUGGUCUGGACUGUUCCCUCUUAGUGGGCCUGUUGGACAGGCCACUGGGGCAGCACAGGAACUCUAAAAGGAAUGACUGAAAGGAAGCCUCCCUCCCACAUGUUUCUUCGCCUUUUUUUAAGCUGUCAUAAGGUAAUAUUAUUUAUAAAAUAAAUUCAAAAAUGAGAACCGGUGCCCCCAGUUCUUAUUUGAACUUGGGGUUAACCUGUGUUUUCUUCCAGCUUGAGUUUGAUUGACAGUGGUUUCACAAAAUAAGCCGAGGAGAAAGGCCCGUUUCGCUGAAGGCAAUUGGCUGGAACAGCAUUGCUGGAACAUAAUUGGCUGGAAAGUAACGGGUAGGUCCCAAAAAUUAACAUUGACAUUCCACUGGCACCGAGCUCUCUCUAGUGAUUCUCAAAGUGGGGUCCUCAGACCCAUAGCCAGGGGGUCUGCAAAAUAAUUUGCCAUAAAUUAUAACAUUGUACAAAUAAUGAUAAAAUUAAUGUGUAUCAUUAAAAAGUGAAAAAAUAUAUAAUAAUCUACAGAUGGGGACCAUUUGCUGCACCAUUAAAACAAGCAUAUUGUGUCCAUUUAAGAGCACAAAGGGUAUGCUGAAUG